GCAUUGGAAUACAAGUUGGGGUGUGAUCUCUUAGCAACGUUACUGAGUUAUACGGGAGUCAAUAGUCUAGUUUUUGAUCAGAUUUAGCUCCAAAAUCGCCCACGUUAUUUUUGAAUGUUUUCUUUACAACAAAAAGAAAAGUAUCAUUCUUUCUUUCUCGUACAAUUUCAAGAUUUUAGCAAGAUAGCUUGAUGAGACUUUUAACCACCGUCUUUUGUUAAGUAUUAUCAUUAUAAUCGAAGACAUGUUAGUUUUGCUCUCUUUAGGACACUCACAAAGACAUGGAGUGGAUAGGUAUCUUGAGACAGAAUGAAUUAAUGGCGUCCAUUAAUGUUUGACACAUGAUUACGUCUGAAGGUAAUGUGGUAUUGGGAAAGUGUCAAUGGCAGCUCCAUCCAAUAGCCUUGGCUUUCAUGAUUUAAAAGCCCAUUAUUAAUGAUAGUCUUGGACCAGUAUCAUAAGACCUUUGAACAAAAGUAGUUGCUAAAAUUAUUAUCAUCUGUUAACCACGUUACUUUUCUUUGUUUAAAUUGGCACAUGCCUAGGGACAUCUUAAUCCGGGUUGAGCGCUUAAGUUGUUUGCUCUAUCAAUUUGCUGCAGAGGGUGAAUUUCCGCAUCGCGAAAGGCAAAUAUUUGGGACAGUGGAUUUGAUCAGUGUGGCUCUUAAUCUUGAUUCUCAGUUACCAAUGGAUAAUCAACCACUUAAUAAGAUGAUUGCAAGUGGUCUCCUGGAAUGAUGAUUCUGAAGAUUUUCGACAAAGUACGUCAAAUCUGGGCUCUAAACCGUUUAGGCAUGGGUUUGCAUCAACCCUCAAUCCGGUAUUGGGAGACCAAUUCAAUGAACGGUUUAAUUCAAAUCCGGCAAGGCCGCGAGAUCUGGCGGAGGAUAUUUUGGACCAUCCUGUGGGUGGCCGGUACCAUGGCAACCCUGUUUUCUGUGUACGAGACCUGUCAAGAAUUCUUUUCUUAUCCGGUGAUAACUUCCACAGAGGUGGAAAACAGCCAUGCGGUUGACUUUCCCUCCUUAGGGAUUUGCAACCUAAAUCAAGUAGAUUGCAGUAACCUGGCUCUAGAUAUUGAGGCCCCUGAGCAUAACACUAUAAUGGUGGACAAGUUGUGCCGUUUAUUUCUCCUUGGUCAGUGUCAAUACUCUUACGUGAUGAACUUUGCGCCUGGCCAAUCAGCCUUGCCGCAACCCUGUAAAGCCAUAGAAGAAGAUUUCCUGCAAUCAAAUAGAUCUUUGACAAGCACUAAGCACCAAUUCACGGACUUGUUUCUUACGUUACCUCUGGACGUUCGCUUAAGAAUCGGACACGGAAAUCUGGAUAAGCAUAUCUUGUCUUGCCGCAUAAACAAUGAGGAGUGUGACCAAUCGUACUUUACUGUAACAAACCAAUUCCAGUACGGCAAUUGUUUUAUGUUCAAUUGGAACGGCAUAGUGAGAGUGGAUCAACCCGGACCGGAUUUUGGAUUAACUAUCGACCUUUUUACGGAAUCAACGUCAUAUCUACUUGGUGGAUUGAGUCCCAGUGUUGGAUACAGGGUGGCCAUCAAAAAACCCUUUUACCCAAUUUUGCCCUUGGAAGAGGGUUUCUUUGUUCGACCAGGAACUGAACUCUCUGUGGGCUUGUCUAGAGGCAGAAUUACCCGCAAGGAGAGUCCUUACCCCUCAAAUUGUCGUUCCAAGUGGUUAGAGGAUGCAGGAACAAUGGAAAGGGACAUGUUCAACGAGCAGGACAUAGAGUUUUUAAAUCGAACUCAAGUGCAAUACUCUCAGACCGCGUGCAGAAGAAGUUGCUUAUUCAAGAUGUCUUUUAAGACAUGCCGGUGCUUUUUCUCAGCCUGGAACGAUCGAGGAGAUCUUGUUAUGGAACCUGGAACCAGCUUUUGCUCCCUGGGCAAUCAGACCCAAAUGGAAUGUAUUGCCAAUAGCCUAAAGAAUCUAAACGUUGACGAGCUGUGCGCCAAUUGUCGAUUGUCUUGUUCCAAUCUAGAUUACGCUGAAGAUUUUUCCUCUGCCAAUUUCCCCUCUGAUCAAUUUUGGUUUCCAUAUGUUCAGAACUUCCUUCCGCGAUGGAUGGACAACUACAAUAUAAAGAUUGACGGCGCCCAAAGCUCCCAAGAGAAACAAUGGAUUCGCGACGAAUUUCAAUCCCUGGUACAAAAAGAGGUUCUCAGACUUCAUGUCUACUUCAAAAAUUUUCAAAUGAUCUCAAUCAAUGAGGAGGCAAAAGUGACAGAGCGCCAAUUUAUCAACAACUUGGGAGGAUCUUUGUCUUUGUGGUUGGGUAUCUCGUUCGUGACUCUUUUAGAACUCGUGGAAUGGUGGGCUGAUCUUCUAUUAGCCAGCUUUCGAAAGAAGGAUAAAUGAGAAUAUGGAGAAUAUGAUCUAACAUAUAUUAUAUUUGUCAUCAAUUGCCUGAAUUGUCAGUGCUCGGAAUAAAAUUGAUACGCGUAUAAUGAAGAGGUU
This is a messenger RNA of Tigriopus californicus, 2471 nucleotides long. RefSeq names its product FMRFamide-activated amiloride-sensitive sodium channel-like. Bases 735 to 2372 code for a protein of 545 amino acids. Gene Ontology annotation, cellular component: membrane. The transcript is spliced from 4 exons. The record is from RefSeq and is a predicted model, not a curated record. Lineage: Eukaryota; Metazoa; Arthropoda; Copepoda; Harpacticoida; Harpacticidae. Gene Ontology annotation, molecular function: ligand-gated sodium channel activity. Gene Ontology annotation, biological process: sodium ion transmembrane transport.